Molecule: messenger RNA, 1085 nt
Organism: Polistes dominula (European paper wasp)
Lineage: Eukaryota; Metazoa; Arthropoda; Insecta; Hymenoptera; Vespidae
Gene: Taf11
Product: TATA-box binding protein associated factor 11
Biological process (GO): RNA polymerase II preinitiation complex assembly; transcription initiation at RNA polymerase II promoter
Cellular component (GO): transcription factor TFIID complex; nucleus
Molecular function (GO): protein heterodimerization activity; RNA polymerase II general transcription initiation factor activity
Source: RefSeq, a predicted model, not a curated record
UCUCGCGUCCUGGCAUCACUGUUUACUAGUUCUAUGAUAGACGACAAUAUAUUUGUAGUAAAUAAAUUUAAUAAGUGUAAAAGUGUAAUUUUUCCUUUGACGUAAGGUUUAACAAUUUCAAUAAAAAGACAUUUAUUUUUUUCAACGUGAAUAAUUAUCAAAUAUUCUUAACCUAUUUUUAAAAUACAAUUACAAUUCGUAUAAAAUGGACAAUAUAUUUGGAAAAGAAGAUUCAGAGAAUGAAAGUGAGCCUAUAGAAUUAGAUGAUAAAGAUGAUAAAUAUGACAAAGAUGAUAAAUAUGACAAAGAUGACAAAGAUGACAAAGAUGAUAAAGAUGACAAAAAUGAUACAGAUGAUAAAAAUGAUACAGAUGACAAAUUUAAUAUGUCAUUAGGUUCUUCAAUAUCUAAGGAUAAUGACAAUAUGGAUUUAGAUGGACCAAUAAAGGGAGAACUUGAUACAGCAAGUUCCCAAUCUCAAUCAGAUACAGAAGAAAUAGGUUCUAAUUCAAUAUGCAUGACAACGGAUGAUCAAUUAGAAAUAGUAAAACACGAAAUAGAAAUUAAAGAUGAAGAACCAAGUACAGAAGAUAUUUUUGGCAAUGAUAUUAUGUUACCUCAAUCUAAUCAUACGACUAUUAAAGAAAGAAGAGAAAGUAAGGAAAAAAGUAAAAAGGAGUUGGAAGAGGAAGAAAGAGAGAAAAUGCAAGUACUUGUUUCUAACUUUACGGAGGAUCAAUUGGAUAGAUAUGAAAUGUAUAGGCGAGCUGCAUUUCCAAAAGCAGCUAUAAAGAGGAUUAUGCAAACUAUAACAGGUUGUUCUGUAUCUCAAAAUGUUGUUAUAGCAAUGUCAGGAAUUGCUAAAGUGUUUGUCGGUGAAAUAGUAGAAGAAGCUUUGGAUGUAAUGGAAGCUAGUGGAGAAACUGGACCAUUACAACCUAAACAUUUAAGGGAAGCAGUUCGCAGAUUAAGACUUCAAGGACAAAUUCCAAAUGGUCGUGCACAUAAAGCAUUUUUUAGAUUGUAAAUUAAUAUUGAAAUUCAUUUUCUUCAUAUAGCUUUCGUUUUUAUUGUAAUUAAAGUAA